ACAUUAUCCCACAUCCAUAUUUUUAUUAUCACUCCCACUACUUUCAUUUCCAAAAUCUCUCCGCCCCGCCGGAGAGGUUAAUUUCUUCAGCCGCAGAACAUGGACGGAGAAGACGGUGGCGGGCGGCUGAUUGUGAGAGGUAGAGCCGAGAUUGAUACUAGAGCGCCGUUCAGGUCGGUUAAGGAGGCAGUUGUGUUGUUCGGAGAAAGAGUUCUUGUUGGGGAAAUUUAUGCCAACAAAAUUAAGGAAAUGGCGGAAGGAGGACAAUCUCAAACUAGAAUAGGUGUCUUAGCGGCGGAGCUAGAAGGAACAAAGGAAAGUCUAGAGAAAGCCAAAGAAGAGAACGGAGUAUUAGCAUUCUGCCUCCAAUCUCUCACGGACGAGCUCGAGCGAACCAAACAAGAACUCGAAAAACUCAAGUCAAUAGAACACCGAAGCCCGCACCGGCGCAACGAUCAUCGCCAUCCGCUUUCACUAGCCCUGACAAUGCAUCCCGACGUGGACGAAGAUCUCAAAUUCGUAGAGAAUGAAAAAGAAUUAAACAGCAAAACAAACAACAAUGCAGUGAUAUUGCAGAAUAGGAGAAGUGUGAAAUUUGCAAGUCCUCCUGAAUUGGACCGAAUCAUGGUUAAUAAGAAUGAGGAGUUAUUGUUGGCUCAAAAACCGUCAUUAUUAUCGCCUCCGGGUUCUUCUUCUUCGGUUAAAAGGUCGAAAAAAAAGGGUUUGGUUCCUUUGAUUGGAUGGCUUUUCGCUAAAAAGAAGGGAAAUUAUUAAGAAGUUUGAUUUUAUAUUUGAAAGUUUAAAUUUGAUUUCGAAAUUUAUAGAUGUGAUUAUUUUGGCAUGCAAGUUCAAAUUGGUUUUUGUAUGUCCUUUUAAUCCUGGGUUUUGCAUGCUCACGAUUUUGGAGUUGUGUACUGUGUUGAGUUUUCGCAUUGAAUAAAAAAGCUUUGAAAUUUUUCUUGUUU
Molecule: messenger RNA, 965 nt
Organism: Cucumis sativus (cucumber)
Lineage: Eukaryota; Viridiplantae; Streptophyta; Magnoliopsida; Cucurbitales; Cucurbitaceae
Product: WEB family protein At3g51220
Exons: 2
Coding region: 100-774 (224 amino acids)
Source: RefSeq, a predicted model, not a curated record